CUUUUUAAUGGGCAAGAUAGUAAUUUUCAAUGCAUUCAUUAACUUCCUCUCACUUCUCUCGCAAAUACUCUCCGUCAAUCUCCGCACAAUCAGUCCAUUAAUUACCUUCUUCAUCUAUAUCAUCUUUUCUCUUUCUAAUUUUCUUCAAUUCAUUCUGUUUGUUCAUCUAUGGUGGAAUUAUACAAGAGAAAUUGAUGUUUGUGCCGGGUGGUGGAAAAUUUCUCUAAGGGAUGGCAAAACAAUCCCAACAAUCUCAAUUUCGGUUUUUUUCGUUGGUUUCCAUUUGAGGUGUGGAUAAUUUUGUGGUUUUGUUAUUCUACUUUGAGUUUGUAGAAAAGGAAGAAGAUUGUUCAAUUUUAGUUUAAGGUAUAGUGGCGAACACAAGGUGUUUGAUAAAAUGCCCUAAAGAAUCAAACACACGAAAUUGGUGGUAAGGACAGCCCAAUACAAACAAGGGAUCUCUUAAUACCUCACAAGAACCUCCAUAUGUAUUUUCAUUGACUCAUUGUGGCGAUGAUCAGAUUUUUCAAACAAGGAAAUGUAGUUUUAUGACCCGAGCCAAGGGUCACUUUCGAGAAGCUGAGGAAGAAUGGAUUCGAAGAGUUUCUCAGUGAAAACAUUGGAUGGAGCGCGUGCAACGUGUGUUCGAGAAUUUGAGGGUCCUAGUCGGCGAGUGGGCUGGCCUUGCGGUGAUGUUUUUGCAGAGCAACACAUACGAUGGUGGAAACAUACCACUAAGAACAUAGACUAUCCUCCCCAGCUGAUGUUGGAGUACUUUGAUCGGGAUCUAGUGAACACCACGAAGAGACGCCGCGACAAAUUUAUUAAGGGCAUGCGCAUGAACCUCCAAGAGGGUAUGGAAAUGGGUUCGAGGAAAGAUUUCGGAUUCAUGUGCGAGCAGGCUAGGGAGGUGGUUAGAACUAAAGAGGGAGCAAAGCAGGAAGUGGAGCAGAAUCCGAAAAAGUCAUCGAUGAAGGUGACCGGUGCUGGUAAAGCUUAUACAGGAGGGAUUGUCUUACGAACCCUGGUCCUCCAUUUCCUACGACUGCAACAUCUACCUAAACGAUGGCUCCCCGACCUGCCCAAAGUCAGCGCUCAAUGCCCGGAUCACAGCCCCAGCGACCUCAGCAGCAGCAGCCGCCUUAGGCUUUACCACAUCAGGAGGGAUCCAGCGAGAACAUACACUAUGCAAGGUCGUGAUAAUCCUAAUCCUGACAUUAUUCUUGUCACUUUAGACGAGAACUUGACUUAUGAAGAGGAGCCUGUGCAGAUUCUAGCUCGAGAAGUGAAGGAGUUGAGGAAUAAGAGGGUGCCUUUGGUCAAAGUGCUAUGGCGUAACCAUGCUGUUGAAGAUGCUACGUGGGAGACUGAGGAGUCUAUGAGAGUUCAGUAUCCUUAUCUUUUCAGCGACAAUGAUUUAGGUUAUGCGGGUUGGGGUGUUACAUGCCACAAGGUGCAAGAGGGACUGGAAUCUGAGAAAAGCCAGCUGGUGAGGUUACUGAAAAUGGCUAAAGCAGAGGCAACAGACUCUGAGGAGGAAGACACAGAGGGGGAAGAAGUCUUCAGUAGUGUCGAGGAAGAGGAUGAAGAAGACAAUGCAACAGAAGGAAGUAAUGAAGAUGAUGAAUAGCUUCAUUUCUUAAAAACUAUACAAUUAUUACUAAACUCUUGGUGUUUUG
Molecule: messenger RNA, 1679 nt
Organism: Cuscuta campestris
Lineage: Eukaryota; Viridiplantae; Streptophyta; Magnoliopsida; Solanales; Convolvulaceae
Source: the annotation of a GenBank genome assembly